AUGGCGAGGGAACGUGGUGCCAGGCAGCGCGGGAUCGAGGGCGGCGCGGCUGAAUGGACUCGCGCUUGUGACUUGCGUCUGCCAUGCGAUUUUUCCCGUCUGCAGCCUGCAGUGCGGAAGGCUGGAUUCCAGCCUGGAAGUCUUGCCAAGACUGGCUUGGGCCCCAAGUUGGGGGCGACAUCGAUCCCGGUUCUGCUGCGGAGGUUGCGGAUGCUGGCCAUGUGCGUCGCUGCAGAUGUCGUAUAUCAUACCAGCACUCGCAUCGGUUAUGAACCUGACGAUCGAGCAUAUACAUGCAUGGCGAUCCAUUGA
Molecule: messenger RNA, 312 nt
Organism: Phytophthora sojae
Lineage: Eukaryota; Oomycota; Peronosporomycetes; Peronosporales; Peronosporaceae
Exons: 1
Coding region: 1-312 (103 amino acids)
Source: RefSeq, a predicted model, not a curated record